AAACACCAAGCGGCGUGGGGCGUUUGUGCCUCGUGAGCCUCCGUUGCGGCGGGCGUUCGUGUCGCGCACCCUGCUGGGAGUUGUAGUUCCGGGCCCAGGGGUGCCUGGGAGGCGGGAGAGGGGCUGGGGUUCCUGAGCGCCGAUUCCGCGGGAAGGGCCCCGGGGCCUCUGAGUGUGCGAGUCGCGGGAGCGGCGCGGCUGACCCGGACAGGCGCUGCACGUGGAGCCCGCGCCGCCGCCGUUCCCAGCCGGCUGUGGAGCGCGGCCGAGGGCGGGCCACGGGCCGGAUUCCGGAGCUGGACUGACCGUUUGAAAUACUUCAGCCAUGACUAAGAGAGAAGCAGAAGAACUGAUAGAAAUUGAGAUUGAUGGAACUGAGAAACCAGAGUGCACAGAAGAGAGCAUUGUGGAACAGACCUACGCCCCAGCUGAAUGUGUAAGCCAGGCCAUAGACAUCAAUGAACCAAUAGGCAAUUUAAAGAAACUACUUGAACCGAGACUGCAGUGUUCUUUAGACGCUCAUGAAAUUUGCCUGCAAGACAUUCAGCUGGAUCCAGAGCGAAGCUUGUUUGACCAAGGAGUGAAAACAGACGGAACUGUACAGCUCAGUGUACAGGUAAUCUCUUACCAAGGAAUUGAGCCAAAGCUAAACAUUCUUGAAAUUGUUAAAACUGCGGAAACUGUUGAAGUGGUCAUUGAUCCAGAUGCCCACCAUGCAGAAGCAGAAGCACAUCUUGUGGAGGAAGCCCAAGUGAUAACUCUUGACGGCACCAAGCAUAUCACAACUAUCUCUGACGAAACCUCAGAACAAGUGACGAGAUGGGCUGCUGCCCUGGAAGGCUACAGAAAAGAGCAGGAGCGCCUUGGCAUCCCCUAUGAUCCUAUACAGUGGUCCACAGACCAAGUCCUCCAUUGGGUGGUUUGGGUAAUGAAGGAGUUCAGCAUGACUGAUAUAGACCUCACCACACUCAACAUUUCGGGAAGAGAAUUAUGUAGUCUCAACCAAGAAGAUUUUUUUCAGCGGGUCCCUCGGGGAGAAAUUCUCUGGAGUCAUCUGGAGCUUCUUCGAAAAUAUGUUUUGGCAAGCCAAGAACAACAGAUGAAUGAGAUAGUUACAAUUGACCAGCCCGUGCAAAUUAUCCCAGCGUCAGUGCAGUCAGCUACACCAACUACGAUCAAAGUUAUAAAUAGUAGUGCAAAGGCAGCCAAAGUACAGAGAUCCCCAAGGAUUUCAGGAGAAGAUAGAAGCUCACCUGGAAACAGAACAGGAAACAAUGGUCAGAUCCAACUGUGGCAGUUUCUGUUAGAGCUUCUCACUGACAAGGAUGCUCGAGACUGUAUUUCUUGGGUCGGUGAUGAAGGUGAAUUUAAGCUAAAUCAGCCUGAAUUGGUUGCACAAAAAUGGGGACAACGUAAAAACAAGCCUACAAUGAACUACGAGAAACUCAGCCGUGCGUUACGGUAUUAUUAUGAUGGAGACAUGAUUUGUAAAGUUCAAGGCAAGAGAUUUGUGUACAAAUUUGUUUGUGACUUGAAGACUCUUAUUGGAUACAGUGCAGCAGAGCUAAACCGCUUGGUCACAGAGUGUGAGCAGAAGAAACUUGCAAAGAUGCAGCUCCAUGGGAUUGCCCAGCCAGUCACAGCCGUAGCCCUGGCUGCUGCCUCUCUACAGACAGACAAGGACAAUUGAAACCAGGGACCUGCUGGGCAUCUAAGGCUUUUCUUAAAUAUUUGGAGCAAGCUUUGCUCUCAUCUUUAUUACUGAAUUUGAAUCUUAUUUCUAGACUGUACAAUCUGAUGCAUGAUUUUUUAUAAAUAUUUCAUACUCUUGUGAAUUUGGAUCUUUUUACUUUGAGCAUAUAUUUUAGAAAAUGUGUGUUAAAGGAUCUCCGCGAUGCCUGACAUAUGAGAGCAGGUUCAUCGUGGAGUAGUUUGCUAACAGUCAGGAAAGCUAAACUGGUCAGUAUUAAUGUCUAGCCCUACCAAAAACAGCCAGUAGCAUCUGAAGAUGACAGUAAGGAAGCUGUUUCCUCUCUGCUGCUUUCCAUAGAGCCCAAAAAAGGAAAUUUUCAGUAAGCAUGUGUGCCUGUUUCACCUAAUCAAGCAGAGCUAAAUGUUCAUAUCAAAUAAAAUUAUAUUGAUAAUUACUAAACUAUCAGGGUAUUAAUUUGUAUAUUUGCAAGUAAAGAAGAGGUUAACUGGCAGAAGAGAAUGUUGAAUGAGACCCAGGUUUAAAGCUGGCUUAACUCAAGCCGUUAUUAAUGGUUUUCUGUAUAGUUUAUUCAUUAUGUCAGGCCAAGGACUUAAAUUAUUUUGAGAGAGGCAUUUAAUCUAAUAAACUAGGUAUUGCAAAAAUUCCAAAAUGAUAUCAUUCUUUCAGAUUUUAAAAAACAUACCUCAGUAAGAAAAUAAGAAUUUGGUUUAGUUUGACUUCUGUUUUAUUUUUUAACUAAUCUGUAGUAGCAGAUUAUUAUGCAACAACCAUUUAUAUAUUCAUUUCUAUGUUUCGGAUAAAAUUAAGACUUUAGAUCGGACCUUUAAAGAUGUUAGUAAGUUACUUGUGAAUAGUUAUAAAAGGAUAUUUGACUUGGCACUGUCGGUGAUCUUUAAAUAAACUUUCCCACUUGUUUCAUUUUUUUCCUUUUGAAUAUUGCAUAUGUGUCUCUAAAAAAUUAUAUGUGGCCAGCUAAUCACUUUCUGCAUUAUGAAGACAUAAAGAUAUUCAAAAGAGAGACUUAUUUCUAAAAUCUUUAAGUAUUAUAUGAGAUGCCUUACUGCUUGCUAACACUAAGAAGAAAUGGCUAGAAAAAUCUUUUUUCUUUUGUUUUAAAGUAUUAUGCAUAAAUCAUGAUAUGAGAGACUAGCAAAUAGUUUUUAUAGCAGAAAGGUGUUCUCAGAAGAAUAUAAAGGCUACUUUAUUACACACCUCUUUCGUUUCUUUUCUUUUAAUUCAUGCCCAGAAAUGGCUUUAAAAGAACCCAUUUGAUGUUGACUAGGAGGAGAAAGCAAUGAUAUGCAGCCUGGUGGUAUUGGAGGUCAGCGGUGGCUGCUGCUGCGGUGCUAUCAGACUGCAACAAGCAUUGUUAGUUUGUUUAUAUUGAGUCCUUUAACAUUCUACAGUAAAUACCUAAAAACAAUUAAAUUGUUUCUCUCUCUCUCUCUCUUUUUUUUUUUUUUUUUUCCUUCUAAUAAACAGUAGGCUGGCAAACAUCAGUACAAUUUGAUCCCCAUGAUUUUAAAAAUAUCUGAAUAUAAAAAUGGUCCUGAGGCUCUGACUUCAGGUGACAAACGAGCAGCUGUAAAGGAGGCUUUUCCCAUGUUUGUAAAGCCUGGGGAAAUCAGUCACUGUUUCAAAACAGGAUGUUUCCAUAGCACAUGGAGAGCUUGAGGAUCUGCAGGUAAAAUGUUUCAGAGAUGUGAUGUGUGUUUCAUUUGUAGAAAUGUAGGCUUUAUUUAAGGGACGUCUAUUUCUAGGUCCCUAAAGUCUAUUUAAGUAUUUUCAAAUGCUUUGUUUAAAAAACAAAUAAACAACAAACUAUUCUGUAGGUUUUCUUUCUUUAUGGAUUUUCUUUCUUUGAUAGAUUUUGUUUUAGGCAUUAUCUGAACAGAGUUCUCAGACAUGAGAUGCUCAUUUCUCUUCACCUCCUAUGUACCUCCACACGGGAUAUGAGAGCGGUUUCUCCUCGGCUCAAGCUGUAACUCUGUCUCCACUUAGAUACAAAAAAAUACUUGUCCUUAUGCGGCCACAAUUUGCUAGUCUUUUAUUAAAAACAACUCAUAUUAAUUUGUGGUAUUCUUUGCUCAGUUUCAUCAUACACAUUUCAUAGAAUUUAAGAUACAGUCAAGCAAAAAGAACAUAGAGUUGUUUGACCAUCUUUUGUACCUUGUAAGUUCAAGAAUAAUGAAAUGUUCGCUUUUGUUUCAAAUCAGCUUUUCCAUGUGAUGUUUUCGUGGAGCUCUUUUUCUCCGUGUUCUAGCCUGAAGUCCGAACGUGGUGUUGGCAUUGGAAAAGUCUAGCUAGUUAGUUAGGCAGAGUUGCUGUGUGUGCUUGAACUCCACAUGAUCAAUUAACUGGUUACAUUCACUUUGGUGUCAGUCCAUGUAAAUAAAUUAGGAAGAAAUAUUUAAUUUUUCUCCCCAGAGAAAUGGUGAUGCUCGAGUAUGGUUAUUUCUUUUAAGGAGUGUACCUCCAAAUGUUUUUAGCAAGUUCUGUCGUUUUCUGCAUUUGCCGUUUAUGCUACUGCCUUUUAUAAAGAGCUAGUGUAUCCUUCAGAUAGCACAAAAAUGUUUUAAAAUUUAUAACUGCAAAACAAACCUGUGACUGACUUAAUGUCUUCAGAUCUAAAGGCUAUAAAAAUGUUAUUUCAAUAUUUCACUUACUCCCAAGGAAAAAAAAGUAUUCUCAGUCUUUUAUAGAAGGGAGAAUUUUUGCAUACAUUUUUACUCUUUAAAUAAAGACACUUAUACUAUCAUAAUAACAAUUAUGUAUUUCUUUGGUUUUUUUGUAAUUUUACAUAAAACAGUUAUUUUCUAUUUUUACUCAGAUAAAAAUAUUUGUGCAUAAAAUGUAAAAAUAGUAAAUGAGAAAAAUAAAACUAUUAUACAAUAAA
This is a messenger RNA of Phodopus roborovskii (desert hamster), 4610 nucleotides long. RefSeq names its product GA binding protein transcription factor subunit alpha (gene Gabpa). Gene Ontology annotation, molecular function: sequence-specific DNA binding; DNA-binding transcription factor activity, RNA polymerase II-specific. The coding region runs from base 326 to 1690 and encodes 454 amino acids. The transcript has 10 exons. Lineage: Eukaryota; Metazoa; Chordata; Mammalia; Rodentia; Cricetidae. The record is from RefSeq and is a predicted model, not a curated record. Gene Ontology annotation, cellular component: nucleus. Gene Ontology annotation, biological process: regulation of transcription by RNA polymerase II; cell differentiation.